AGAAUGUAACUGUAGCAAUCAUCGUAAAUAAAUCAAACAAUGUCUUUAUGUGCCAUCAAAACAAACAAAUUCAAAUAAUCUUACUGACCAGUGGGUCAUAAAUGGCUGGGCAUGACAGCAAUCAAGCAGUUACAUAUAACAUACCUACAUUAUAAAAUCUGCAUACUUACCAUAUGUUCAACAGCAUAUUGUGCCUCACUCACUGAAUCAACUAUAGCAACUUCUUGACCAUGUAGGCUCUGAUUAGAAUGAUCCUGAUUCAAGUCAUGAUUGCUGAGAUCAAUGUCUAAG
Acanthoscelides obtectus is the source of this 291-nucleotide messenger RNA. The record is from the annotation of a GenBank genome assembly. Lineage: Eukaryota; Metazoa; Arthropoda; Insecta; Coleoptera; Chrysomelidae.